This is a messenger RNA of Cutaneotrichosporon cavernicola, 414 nucleotides long. RefSeq lists its product as uncharacterized. The record is from RefSeq and is a predicted model, not a curated record. Gene Ontology annotation, biological process: heterochromatin formation. Lineage: Eukaryota; Fungi; Basidiomycota; Tremellomycetes; Trichosporonales; Trichosporonaceae. Gene Ontology annotation, cellular component: chromatin; nucleosome. Bases 1 to 414 code for a protein of 137 amino acids. Gene Ontology annotation, molecular function: protein heterodimerization activity; structural constituent of chromatin; DNA binding. The transcript is spliced from 5 exons.
AUGUCAUCCAAGACCACGGGCGGAAAGGGAGGAAAGGCCAAGACAUCCUCCGAGGCAAAAGUCCUCACUACCCGUUCAUCCAAAGCGGGCCUCCAAUUCCCUGUCGGCCGUAUUCACAGGUUCCUUCGUAACAAGAACGCCAACAACGUGCGCGUCGGCGCCAAGGCCGCAGUUUACGUCGCCGCCAUCAUGGAGUACCUGACCGCUGAGGUUCUUGAGCUUGCCGGUAACGCGGCCAAGGACUUGCGCGUGAAGCGCAUCACACCGCGCCACUUGCAGCUGGCCAUUCGCGGCGACGAGGAGCUCGACCUCCUCAUCCGCGCCACCAUCGCCGGCGGUGGUGUGCUCCCACACAUCCACAAGACCCUUGUCACCAAGCCGUCAGGCCUCAAGCCGAAGAAGGUUGGGGCGUAG